Molecule: messenger RNA, 2504 nt
Organism: Camellia sinensis
Lineage: Eukaryota; Viridiplantae; Streptophyta; Magnoliopsida; Ericales; Theaceae
Product: ABC transporter B family member 27
Biological process (GO): oligopeptide export from mitochondrion
Cellular component (GO): mitochondrial inner membrane
Molecular function (GO): ATP hydrolysis activity; ATP binding; ABC-type oligopeptide transporter activity
Source: RefSeq, a predicted model, not a curated record
CCGAGAGAGAGAGAGAGCUAGAGAGAGACGGAGAGAGUGUGAGUGCGAGACCCUAUUUGUGCAAAGGGAAGGACUCCUCAAAAAGAUGAUUGCCACUUCUCUCCUUGAAAAGUUGUCUUUCGCUUGAGUUUUUCCCGUACAGUUAGCUUUGUUUCCAAUCUUUGUUUAUUGUUCGUCGAUCAUCAGCACCACCAUCAUUGACAAAGACUUUCUCAUCGCAUUCCCGCAGAAAAAAUAUUCACAAGUCUCUCUCUCUCACAAGUCAGAACUGAAGAUAUAUUAUUGUAUCGAUUAUAUAUCCGUAGACUUCCCAACAUCAAUUUUUCGUCUCUGUGUUACAAUUCGUUAUGGGUAAAAAGCAGCACUUGGAUUGGACUUCGAAAUCCAUUAUGUCCUCUGGCAGUGAGAGAGUUUCUCUGUUGAGUAAAGAGGCACGGAGGAAGGCAAAUGACGAUGGCUCGGCUGAUGGUCCUCCAUCGGACCUUGAGCAUGGAGAUGCAAUACAGGCAGCAAAUGUUGGAUUUUGUAGAAUAUUUCAACUGGCGAAGCCUGAUGCAGGAAAUCUGAUUAUCGCCACUGUUGCCCUUCUGAUUGCAUCCACAACAAGUAUUCUCAUUCCAAAAUAUGGCGGAAUGAUAAUAGACAUUGUAUCAAGAGAUAUAAAGACCCCUGAAGAUCAAGCUGAAGCUUUGGAUGCUGUCAAGGGCACCGUAAUAGUUAUUCUGCUAAUUGUUGUUGUUGGUUCUAUAUGCACAGCAAUUCGGGCAUGGUUAUUUUCUUCCGCAAGUGAAAGGGUUGUUGCUCGUUUGAGGAGGGACUUGUUUAGUCACCUUAUCCAGCAAGAAAUAGCCUUCUAUGAUGUUACCCGGACAGGAGAGCUCCUGAGCAGGCUAUCAGAAGACACCCAAAUUAUAAAAAAUGCUGCAACAACCAACCUUUCUGAGGCACUCCGAAAUCUAACUACUGCACUUAUUGGUGUUGUCUUCAUGCUCUCCUCAUCAUGGAAGUUAACAUUGCUGGCCUUGGUUAUUGUGCCUGUAAUUUCAGUUGCUGUGCGUAAAUUUGGGCGCUUUCUUCGUGAACUUUCACACAAAACUCAAGCUGCUGCUGCAGUAGCUGCCUCAAUUGCCGAGGAAUCGUUUGGGGCUGUUCGAACUGUAAGAUCUUUUGCCAAAGAAGCUUAUACAAUUUCAAGUUACUCAGAGAAAGUUGAUGUGACCCUGCAGCUUGGACUUCAACAAGCCAAAAUAGUUGGUUUUUUUUUUGGAGGGCUAAAUGCAGCCUCUACUUUAUCUGUUAUCAUAGUGGUCAUUUAUGGAGCGUACUUGACAAUAAUGGGUUCCAUGACAGCAGGAUCUCUUACAUCUUUCAUUCUUUAUAGCCUCACAGUUGGGUCUUCUGUAUCCUCACUAUCUGGAUUAUAUACGACUGCAAUGAAAGCUGCUGGAGCUAGUAGGAGAGUUUUUCAGCUUCUAGAUCGUGUGUCUAGCAUGCCAAAAUCAGGAGAUAAAUGCCCUAUAGGCAAUCCAGAUGGAGAUGUUGAACUAGAUGAUGUCUGGUUUGCUUAUCCUUCUCGCCCAAGUCAUAUGGUGCUCAAGGGGAUAACUUUAAAACUGAGACCUGGGUCCAAAGUUGCACUCGUUGGUCCAAGUGGUGGUGGAAAAACCACAAUAGCAAACUUGAUUGAAAGGUUUUACGAUCCAAUCAAAGGAAAGAUUUUGCUAAAUGGGGUUUCCCUUGCGGAAAUAUCACAUGAAUAUUUACACAAAAAGAUCAGUAUAGUGAGUCAGGAGCCUGUUCUUUUCAAUUGCUCUAUUGAGGAUAACAUCGCCUAUGGAUUUGAUGGAAAACCCAGCAGUGCAGAGAUAGAAAAUGUGGCUAAAAUGGCAAAUGCACAUGAUUUUGUAGCAGCAUUUCCUGAAAAAUAUGAAACUGUUGUCGGAGAACGUGGGUUGAGGCUGUCCGGAGGUCAGAAACAAAGAAUAGCAAUUGCAAGAGCACUCUUGAUGAACCCUAGAGUUCUGCUAUUGGACGAAGCCACAAGCGCUCUUGAUGCUGAGAGUGAAUUCCUAGUCCAGGAUGCCAUGGAUUCUCUGAUGAGGGGCAGGACAGUUCUUGUUAUAGCUCACAGGCUGUCAACUGUCAAAAGUGCGGACUUGGUCGCGGUCAUAUCAGAUGGUAUGAUUGCUGAAAGUGGAUCCCACGAUGAACUUCUCAUGCAGGAUGGUAUUUACACUGCAUUGGUAAGGAGGCAGUUACAAGCAGGACCCAAAUCCGAAAUGUAACACGGCUCUAAAGCCCUAUGUUGAAGUGCAAUUCGCUGAGAAAGAAACAGAGUAAUGAUAUUGGUCGUUUUGUAAUUUGACAUUUCUUGCAUGACUUGAGUGAUCUGAGGAUAUCCUUGAACUAACAUUUUGGUCUUUGAAAUCAAGGGAGAAGACCUUUUUAAUUUACUAUUAUUUGUACCCCAUUAGGAAAGUUUCCAAUAAAUUGUUUUGAAAAUA